Molecule: messenger RNA, 1130 nt
Organism: Anopheles coustani
Lineage: Eukaryota; Metazoa; Arthropoda; Insecta; Diptera; Culicidae
Gene: RpS19a
Product: small ribosomal subunit protein eS19A
Exons: 3
Coding region: 77-547 (156 amino acids)
Biological process (GO): ribosomal small subunit assembly; translation
Cellular component (GO): ribosome; cytosolic small ribosomal subunit
Molecular function (GO): RNA binding; structural constituent of ribosome
Source: RefSeq, a predicted model, not a curated record
GGUAGGCAAAUGUAAUUUCGACUGAGUUAUCGCCAAAAAACCGAACAAAAUUAACCAUAACUGGAGCGAAGACAAUAUGUCUGGAAUCACCGUUAAGGACGUCGAUCAAGACAAGGUGGUCGAGGGCGUUGCCCUUUUCCUGAAGAAAUCAGGAAAGCUGAAGGUUCCGGAGUACAUUGAUCUGAUCAAGACCGCUAAGUACAAGGAACUCGCACCAUCGGAUCCGGAUUGGUUCUACGUUCGUUGCGCCUCUAUCCUGCGUCGUCUGUACCACCAGAGUCCGGCUGGUGUUGGCGCUAUUUGCCGCAUCUACGGUGGACGCCAGCGUCACGGUGUUCGUCCAUCGCAUUUCUGCUGCUCUGAUGGUAGUACGACCCGUAAGGCGGUUCAAGCACUGGAAGCCAUCAAACUGAUUGAGAAGCAUGCCGACGGUGGCCGCAGGCUGACUAGCGCUGGACAGCGCGAUCUGGAUCGUAUUGCAGCGCAGAUUGUGAGCAAGAAGCGUGCCGCGCUGAAGAAGGAAGCUGCCGUGCUUGCAUUGGAAUAAGUGUUUGUGUAUUGACAUUCCAGUAAUACACAAUCGUGGCGGUAAUGUGGGCCGAAAAAUAAGUUUUAUUGCGGAUUAAGCAGUAAUUAAACAUCUAGCUGAUGCCGCUAAGUGUAUAAAAACGUGUUGUGCAAUGUAAUUUAGUGGGAAAUUUGAGAAAAUAUGUUUUACUUCUUAAUGAAAUAAGUGUUCUACGUGCAGUUUGUGGACAAGUGAUACGUUAACCAAGCCUGACGGUGUUAAUGCACAACCGCGGAUUGUACAUAGUAGCUAAUCAUUGGAUUUUAAUUAAAGUUUGCCAAAAUCUACGUUAAAGGAGGUAGCUCUGCUUACCGGUUUUCAAACCUUCACCCACUAUUUACGAAACUUCAGAGAUGAUACAUUUAAUCAACCACAACUUUUGUGGUGCUUCGUACAAUUCACGCUAAGUCUUGUCCAAACAAUUGUUAUUUAUUGCAAACUUGUUUACAAAUUGUGCAAUCGAACUCGUUUGAAGAAUGUUGCUUUUUCGUUGCGCUUUGAAUGCGCUUGUUUUGCUUGGAUUUAUCAUCUGCGUGAGCCUAGUUGUUUCAUAUUGUAAUUA